AUGUCGCGACGGCGCGACUCCCUCCCAUCGUCUGUCAAGACAACGGAUGCUCGACCGACCAAGCGCACGCCUAAUUACAUACGCACUACAGCCGCCUCGCCCCAGGUUAUUUCGUCCCUGAUCGAUCAGCUGUCGGCUAUAUCCAUUCCAGCGCAUAAUCAUUUCGAGAACCUCCUCGUCGGCUACGACAACGGCCUCUCCGUAUCCGCUGCGCCCAGUGUACGCACCCAUUCGGAGAAGAACUCGAUCGCAGGACAUGAUGGAAUUUCGGUGGACCAUGGCAACUACCACAGUUCAAUAAGGGACCAGAACGACCUGUACCCCGACGACGCAUGCGAACCGCCUGUCAUCCGAACGUCUAAGCCGCCAUCCGGCCUGUCGCCCCUUACCGCCCCCAAGAAACCAAGCAAAGCGCAUUCGCUCAGCAGUUAUAUUGGACGCAGCGGCGGCAGCUCGUGCUCCCUACAAUCGACCCAUUCAAAUAGGUCAGGGAGCAGUUUCGGUAACAUCAGUGUCGAAGCAGGUGUACCGCGCCAGUCGGUUGGCAGCGCCAGAUCGUCCGUCGAGAGCAAGAGGAGCCUGAAGGGGCACAAGAGCUUAAUGUACAUGAGCUCGCGAGAGCGACUACGACAAAAGGAGACCGAACGGAAGCGCGUGACCGUACACAACCUCGACGAUAUCCCCACUGGCUCCCCCUCGAAGAAGAUUGCGCUCCAACUCUUCCCCUACGAGGACACGAUCAGCGAAGAGCCCUCCUCUGCGAAAGAAGAACAACGAUCACUGGAGACAGUAGCCGAAUCAUCGAGAUUUGCCCAGCGGCAUCCCAGCAGGAAUAACAGCCCAAGACGACUACGUAUGAACCUAGUUGAUGCUCAUCAUCUCGAAAGCCCAUCAGACAGCGGACUCAUCCCCGAGCGCGGGUCAUCCCUGAAGCACACAGGCAGCCCCGCGCGCAAGAGCAAGAAGCGCCGACCGGGGGAGAAGAGCCGUCCAAAGUCUCAGAAGACGGAUAUGGUUCCAGAAGUGGAGAAUAAGAUGGACCCCGAGGCACAGAGGAAGAAGAAUAUUUUGGAAGAAUUGGAACAAGAAGAGAACGAGGUCGCUCAAAGGAUCCGAGAACUCAGAGACCAAAAACUGCGGAGAGAUAAGUUAGCCGGAAAGAUGCCUGUUGAUGCACACGCAGGGGCAACACCACCUAGGGUGCCUCGCGUUUCAUCCAUUCCUAGUCCCGAGUUGUCGCCCACCUCGACGGUUUCAAGCGUGUCAGAGGACGAAAGGAGGGUGCAGAACUCGACAAAGGCGCAUAGGGUGCUUGGAAUAUCACAAGAAACGGCAUUAGCAGCCGAGAAGCUAACGGAAAGGCCGAUGGACAGGCCGGCCGAAAAAGCAGAAGGUGACAGGCCUAACCUCUCGGUACCACCACAACCACGCAACCUGCGCCACUCGCGGCACCGAAGUCUGACAUUGAAUGACGGUGAUGAGCUUACCCCACUUCCGAUCGAUUACACGCUUGCGCUCCAGAGUCUGGACGAGUCUGCGCCGACGCCGACCAUACUAGACCCACGGCUGUCAAGAUCGCCCGGUGCUGCAAGCAUCAUCUCGAAAGCAACCAAGUCAAGUAGCGAAUCCUCUGUCCCCCAACGAGCAAACUCACUACUGGCCGUCGGCGGGAGAUCUGCGCUCGGGCGUCGAGCGGCGACUAGUUCGGUCAUCAUGGGCAAGUCUUUAAAACACAAGCACUCCUCCAGUGUGACCGAGGAUCCAACAAGCAGACUGGCACCACCCUCUCGAGCGGCCAGUGAAGAGCCCAUUACUCGACACUGCUCAAUGCAUGUUGUGUCUCCUCCGCCAGAGUCGCACAGUAUGCAAUUGCAACGCAAACGCACAAGUAGCAGCAAGAGGUGGUCGCACCCCGAUCUGCCGGCCAAGGCAGAGAAAGAGCACAAUGACAAGAUCGAUCGGAAGGAGGAAAAGUCCAGAUCGGCCGCAGUGCAAAGUCCACCACACCCGAUAAUCGAGGAGCGACCUGCAAGUUUAGAUUCCAUCGACCUGGACGUGCACCAAUACCUAGAUUCAGCACGUCUCUCACAGAAGAUCCGGCAUCCACAAACGGGGAGAAUUAUUUCGUUCUCAGAAGUCGGUGACCCUAACGGCUUUGCUGUUUUUGUCUGUGUUGGUAUGGGAUUGACUAGAUAUGUGAUGGCAUUUUACGAUCAGCUCGCUGCGACUCUGAAGCUGCGUUUGAUUACACCAGAUCGUCCUGGUAUUGGAGGCAGCCAAGCUGAUCCGAACGGGACGCCUCUCAGCUGGCCUGAUGACGUACUCGUGAUAUGUCAGUCUUUGAAAAUCAGCAAGUUUUCCAUGCUUGCGCACUCCGCAGGCGCCGUUUACGCAUUGGCAACAUCUCUACGAAUGCCACAACAUAUCCGUGGUCGCGUACACCUUCUUGCGCCCUGGAUACCGCCAUCGCAAAUGGCACCCAUCGGCAUCAGCCAGGAUUCACCACCUACCCAGCAACUUCCGCGAUCGCAACGCUUCCUUCGCGCUUUACCUCCAUCUUUACUCAAGGUGGCAAACUCGACCUUCCUCAGUGCGACAAGCGCCAGCCUUCAGCGUACCGGACCGAAGACCUCGCCCAAGACUAGACGGAAAAGCAUGGCCCCUUCACCAGUGCCACCACAGCAACCGUCAACCCGCCCAUCACUAAAGGACACCCACCGACAUUCGAUGAUGAUGAUGGACCAAGUUUUGCCGAAUGCAAGCACGCUGACCUUGUCAAACCAAGACCCCAAUAGUGAGGAGUCACAACGCAUGCAGGAAAUGCUCAGUAUGGCCGAGCUCGAACGCCAACGCGCCUUUGACGAACGUCUGACUUUCGCCAUCUGGGACCGUGCAACCGCAAACGCAAACCCCGCAACCGACCUAAUUGUUUGUCUUGAAACCAAGCAAACUAUCGGUUUCCGCUACGAAGACAUCAAUAGGCCCGUUGUCAUCCACCACGGAUCCAAAGACUCGCGUGUACCAGUCGACAACGUCCGAUGGCUCGGCAAGCUCAUGCGCAAGUGCGAAGUCCGUAUUCUAGAGGGCGAGCAACACGGGCUCAUGGCCAGUGCACAGGUCAUGGGCAACGUGCUCACAGAGAUGGCAUCUGAUUGGGAAGACUGGACGAGUCUUGCCCAAGGCAAGGGAACGGGCGAACAGCGCGCUGUUUCGAGGAGGAGAACUACGGAGAAGUUGAGAAGCCAAAUGAGCUUCACUGGCUGA
This is a messenger RNA of Alternaria atra, 3264 nucleotides long. RefSeq lists its product as uncharacterized. The coding region runs from base 1 to 3264 and encodes 1087 amino acids. The record is from RefSeq and is a predicted model, not a curated record. The transcript has 2 exons. NCBI's taxonomy places the organism in Eukaryota, Fungi, Ascomycota, Dothideomycetes, Pleosporales, Pleosporaceae.